AUGUUCAAACCUCUUCCGUCAACAACACCAGUUGAUACAAUCGUGACGGAUUGCUCACCAGAUUGGCCCUCCCUCCUUGAUGCGUAUUUUGGUAAUGAAGCGUACACCGCAGAUUUUCAGAUAGCGGAAUGGCACCUUUUAUCUGACUGGGCUGCGCGUCUCGAUGAAAUGGUCUCAAAUCGAGUUGAUCGUUUUGCCAUCAUCUGUGCAUUGAGACGGUGGACUCGAGCUACUGACCCGACUUUAUUCGAAGGUAUUGUUAUUGACAUGUUUGAAGCGUUUCGUGAAAUGGAUCUGAACCCGCUUGCUCAGCUUGUUGAUGCUCAGUUGACAGAUCCUGACUUCGCCAAAAGAUGGACACCACUAAAUCGGAAUCCUCUCACAGACCACAGUAAUCCUGUAUUGGAGAUCUCCUGCAGGAUGUUCCGAGAUCGAUUCCUGAAUUGUGAGCUAUGUGCACGACUUGAUGAGUAUGCUGGACUCCUCAACGAACGAAUUGCGGAGUUCAAUUCGUUAACGUUCUCUGAAGUCUACACCACAUCUCCAAUGGAACCUCCACGACAGGUUCCUCAGAUGUAUGAGGAUAUGUGA
Cylicostephanus goldi is the source of this 591-nucleotide messenger RNA. The record is from the annotation of a GenBank genome assembly. NCBI's taxonomy places the organism in Eukaryota, Metazoa, Nematoda, Chromadorea, Rhabditida, Strongylidae.